Messenger RNA from Toxoplasma gondii ME49, 282 nucleotides. RefSeq lists its product as hypothetical. The record is from RefSeq and is a predicted model, not a curated record. The transcript has 2 exons. Bases 1 to 282 code for a protein of 93 amino acids. NCBI's taxonomy places the organism in Eukaryota, Apicomplexa, Conoidasida, Eucoccidiorida, Sarcocystidae.
AUGCAGAUAAUUUCAUCCACGCGGUUCAGCUCGACCAGGCAACAUUUGGAUGAGGUCAUUCCAAUGAGUCAAAUGGCCUGCCACUUUUCCUGCGGGCCACCGCGUAGAACCAGAUCAAAAACGAAUUUCAUCUCGCUGUUUAUCCUGGUUUUUGCGACCCUCAUCAUUGCUUUCGUGUUGGACAAGUCCUGGACGAAAUCACUCAACUGUCACAAGACAUCGCACCCGCGGUGCUCGGUGAGGAGCCUCACCAUUUUUCUUCAACUUACCGCAGACGUCUGA